This is a messenger RNA of Fusarium oxysporum Fo47, 408 nucleotides long. RefSeq lists its product as uncharacterized. The annotation marks the transcript as partial. NCBI's taxonomy places the organism in Eukaryota, Fungi, Ascomycota, Sordariomycetes, Hypocreales, Nectriaceae. The record is from RefSeq and is a predicted model, not a curated record. The transcript has 3 exons.
CUUCAAAAGUACUAUAGGAUAGGUGGCAAUAAAAACCGGCUGUAUAUUGCCUUAUACCCCAGUGGAGUCGUCAAUAACGAAGAGCAAAGGUAUCAUUGGGGCUUUCUUAUCGGACCAAAGAACGAAAAAGGUGCCAAAGUCUCUGGUAUACGCCACCAUGUCAAGAAUCACCCUAUUCGCAGCUGGAUAUAUGAGGAGAUACCUCUGUCCAAUGUGCGGAGUACCAACAAUCUCCUCGCUCGUAUUGUCAUUGCCAAGAUCGAAGACGAAGGCCGGCUGGUCGACAUUAUUCGGAACACACCCGUUGUCCAAAACGACCCUAACUGGCGUUACCGAACAUGGGUCGCCCAAGCUUUGUCCCAGAUAGCUCAAGAUGGCAUGGCUACUGGGGCCGCGGAACUGGAUUAG